Panicum virgatum (switchgrass) is the source of this 1924-nucleotide messenger RNA. RefSeq names its product trimethyltridecatetraene synthase-like. The record is from RefSeq and is a predicted model, not a curated record. NCBI's taxonomy places the organism in Eukaryota, Viridiplantae, Streptophyta, Magnoliopsida, Poales, Poaceae. The transcript has a single exon. The coding region runs from base 133 to 1710 and encodes 525 amino acids. Gene Ontology annotation, molecular function: heme binding; iron ion binding; monooxygenase activity.
GCUUGAAUGUAACGAUAUCCAAAAAGACGAAAAAUAGGAAAUUCUCUUUUAUACCACGAUGAAAUUAACCUACUACGCUCGCCAAACUUCCAAGGCGAAAGCUUCCAUUCCGGCCCAUCGUCGUCUCCACAAAUGGAGCUCACGCUAACAAUGAUGGUCACCACCGUCGUCCUCCUCCUCGUGCUGAUCGGCUUCCUCGUCAGGCCGCGCCGCAGCCACCGGAAGGCGCUGAACCUCCCGCCAGGCCCCAGGGGCUGGCCGGUGUUCGGCAGCCUGAGCUUGCUAGCAGGCACGCUCCCGCCGCACCGCGUGCUGGCCACGCUCGCGGCGCGCUACGGCCCGCUCAUGCACCUCCGGCUCGGCUCCUUCGACGUCGUGGUCGCCUCCUCCGCGGAGGCGGCGCGGCUCGUCCUCAAGACCCACGACCUCGCCUUCGCCGACCGCCCGCCGGCGGCCUGGGGCGCCAUCAUCGCCUACAACUACAAGGGCAUCGUGCACACGCCCUACGGGCCCUACUGGCGCAUGGCGCGCAAGCUCUGCGCCACGGAGCUCUUCUCCGCGCGGCUCGUCGACGCGUUCGAGCCCGUGCGCGCGGAGGAGACGCGCGCCCUGACGCGCGACCUGUUCGAGCGCGCCGGCGCCGCCGUGCCGGUGAGGGAGCUCCUGAUGGGCUUCACGAUGCGGAGCAUCCUCCGCAUGGCGCUCGGGGAGAAGUGGCCGGGCUCCUACGGCAGCGCCGCCGAGGGCGAAGUGUUCCGGCGGUCGCUGGAGGAGGCCUUCGAAGUGAGCGGCGCGGUGAGCAACGUGGGGGAGUGGAUGCCGUGGCUCGCCUGGCUCGACGUCCAGGGUUUGACCCGGCGGAUGAGGCGGGUGCACGCGGUGGUCGACCGGUUCAGCGAGCAGAUCCUCGACGAGCACCAGGAGGAUCGCCCGCGCGCCGGCGCCGGCGGGUUCGCGGCGAGGGACCUGGUGGACGUGCUGCUGCGACUAGCCGAGGACGGGCAGGACGAGCCAGCCGAGACCAGGCUCACUCGCGCCGGCGUCAAGGCCAUCGUGCAGGACAUCAUUUCCGGCGGCACGGAGACCGCGGCGGUGACGAUGGAGUGGGCCAUGGCGGAGCUCCUCCGCCACCCGGCCGCCAUGGCGACCGCCACCGGCGAGAUCGACCGCGUGGUGGGGCGCGGCCGCUGGGUCACCGAGAGCGACCUGCCGGACCUGCCCUACGUCGACGCCGUCCUGAAGGAGACGAUGCGGCUGCACCCGGUGGGCCCCCUCCUGAUCCCGCACCAGGCCCGCGAGGACACGGUGGUCGGCGGCUACGACGUCCCCGCCGGCACGCGCGUGCUGGUGAACGCGUGGGCCGUGGGGCGCGACCCGGCGUCUUGGCCCGAUGCGCCCGGCGCGUUCCGGCCGGAGAGGUUCCUCGCCGGAGGCGGCGCCGAGGGCGUGGACGCGCGCGGGGCGCACUUCCAGCUGCUGCCGUUCGGGUCCGGACGUCGGAUGUGCCCGGCGCACAACCUCGCGACGAGGGAGAUGGCGGCCACGCUGGCGAGCCUGGUGCAGGGGUUCGCGUGGCGGCUGCCGGACGGGGUGGCACCCGAGGACAUGAGCUUGGAGGAAUCCUUGGGGCUGUCGGUGAGCCCCAAGGAGCCGCUCGUUGCGGUCGCCGAGCCAAGGCUGCCGGCACACCUCUACACCGGAGCCCACUAGCUAGAUUAUUGUCAUCCGGAUUUAUGCAUCAGGUGUUUGGAUACAUGUGUGGUAUGUCACGUUAAACAGCAGCAGUGUUCUUGAGUUGUUCAGCACUACUAGCGACUGGGUGCUCGCUCACCCGUAUAGCAUCUCCAAGAGUUAAUUACAAAAGCGAUAAAAUAAGGAUUAUUUUGCGAUGAACGUGAAGUGCUCAAAGUUGGAGUUUAGUUCA